Vicia faba (fava bean) is the source of this 1866-nucleotide messenger RNA. The record is from the annotation of a GenBank genome assembly. Lineage: Eukaryota; Viridiplantae; Streptophyta; Magnoliopsida; Fabales; Fabaceae.
AUGAAUCUGCAAGUUUUCUUCUCGACUCCCUUUGCCUGUGAUGCUCUAAGAGUAUUUGAGAUUCUUGCGCUUGAGAAUAAGCCUGAUGUGAGCAUAACCACUUGUCGGAAGGUAGUGGAAAAUCUCGGGUCGUCGUCCUCUCUUAAGGAUUUGUUCUAUGCCUUAAAGGUCAAUGGCAUUUUAAAAUGCAAGGUUGAUAAGGGUGUUUUCCAGGAUAUUGCUUCAAGACUUAAAGCUGCUGUCAAUGAUGCUAAAGCUAUCAGCCAAAAGACGAGCUUGCUGCUAUUGCCGUCAAAAUACCUAAAGCUAUCAGUUUCAUUAACAAUCAACAUCAUAGCAGUUGCCACAGUGAUAGUCAUGACAUUGUCCAUGCAACGGUUGUGCUCCCAGGCGGGGUUCAUAGUUUUCCAAGUAAAGGCGGACCUUCAUCACUACUUGAGCGGUGGAAAUCCGGUGGAUCAUGUGACUGCGGCGGUUGGGAUUUGGCUUGCAAACUUAAAAUUAUUGCUACUGACAAUCAAGCCAGUAGAAAACCACUGUCAUCCAAACCUUAUUUUGCAGGUGUUUGUGAAUGAUCAAUUCUUGAACUGGGAUCCCGAGAACAGAAUCAAAGUCAGAAUUGUCUCAGCCAGAGCAUACCAUUCAUUGUUCAUGCACAACAUGUGUAUCCGACCCAGUCCUGAAGAGCUGGAGAAUUUUGGUACUCCGGACUUCACUAUAUACAAUGCGGGAAAGUUUCCAUGUAACUGUUUCACUCACUACAUGACAUCUUCCACUAGCAUUGAUCUUAAUCUUGCUAGAAGGGAAAUGGUUAUCCUCGGCACACAAUAUGCCAGGGAAAUGAAGAAAGGUCUUUUCAGUGUCAUGCAUUAUCUCAUGCCUAAGCGCCAAAUUCUCUCCUUACACUCUGGUUGCAAUAUGGGCAAAGAUGGUGAUGUUGCACUCUUCUUUGGACUCUCAGGUACCGGAAAGACUACUCUUUCUACCGAUCAUAAUAGGUAUUUGAUCGGAGAUGAUGAACAUUGCUGGAGUGAGAAUGGUGUCUCCAACAUUGAAGGUGGUUGUUAUGCUAAAUGCAUUGAUCUGUCCCGGGAGAAAGAGCCUGAUAUCUGGAACGCAAUUAGGUUUGGUACAGUGCUGGAAAACGUGGUGUUUGAUGAGCACACUAGAGAAGUUGAUUACUCUGACAAAUCAGUUACAGAAAAUACUCGUGCGGCCUAUCCUAUUGAGUACAUUCCAAAUGCAAAGCUACCAUGUGUUGGACCUCAUCCAAAGAAUGUUAUUCUUUUGGCAUGUGAUGCAUUUGGUGUGCUACCGCCUGUGAGUAAACUAAACCUGGCGCAGACCAUGUACCAUUUCAUCAGUGGAUAUACAGCUCUGGUUGCUGGAACUGAGGAUGGCAUAAAGGAGCCACAAGCAACAUUUUCGGCCUGUUUUGGUGCAGCAUUUAUAAUGUUACACCCUACAAAAUAUGCUGCAAUGCUUGCUGAAAAAAUGGAGAGUCAUGGUGCAACAGGGUGGCUUGUUAACACCGGUUGGUCUGGUGGCAACUAUGGUACCGGAAACCGUAUCAAACUAAGUUAUACUAGAAAAAUAAUUGAUGCUAUUCACAAUGGGAGCCUCCUGAAGGCAGAGUACAAGAAGAGUAAUAUUUUUGGCCUUGAGACCCCAACAGCUGUAGAGGGUGUCCCUUCAGAAAUUCUCGAUCCUGUUAAUGCGUGGACUGACAAAGAUGCCUACAAUGAGACAUUGUUGAAGUUGGCUGGAUUGUUCAGGAAAAAUUUUGAAACAUUCACCAACUACACAAUUGGAAAGGGUGGUGACAACCUCACAGAAGAGAUUCUUGCUGCUGGACCAAUCUUUUGA